AUGAGUCCAUUCAUUGUCAAUGGAAAGCCCCAGUUGAGCGAGCAAGCUAAGAACCUUGAAAAAGCCAUUGCAAUAAUCGGCAGCGGCUGUCGAUUUCCAGGCCAUGCUCAUGCCCCCUCAAAGCUUUGGGAGCUACUGGAGAAUCCUAGAGACGUCUCCUCGCCGCUACCGGCCUCACGAUUCAAUGCCGCUGGAUUCUAUCACAAUGACGGUGCUCAUCAUGGCCACACCAAUGUCAAAGACCUUCGGGGCUAUUUUCUCUCGGAAGAAGGCAUUGAACGAAAAUUCGAUGCCAAUUUCUUUGGCAUCAACAAUGCGGAAGCCAACGUACUCGAUCCCCAGAUGCGCCUACUCCUCGAAGUAACCUAUGAGGCUCUUGAGAGAGCUGGUAUCAAGAUCGAGAGUCUGCAGGGGACCAAUACUGGAUGCUAUGUUGGUCUGAUGAGUGGAGAAUACGAGUCAGCUAUGCUCAAAGAUCCCGAGACCAUCGGAACGUACCACGCUACCGGAACUGCACGAAGCUUCCUAUCUAACCGACUAUCCUAUUUCUUCGACUGGCAUGGGCCAUCAAUGACCAUUGAUACUGCCUGUAGCUCUAGUUUGGUGGCCGUCCAUCAAGCUGUGCAAUUGCUGCGCUCGGGACAGUCUGAUGUUGCCAUUGCGUCAGGAUCCAAUAUGAUCAUGGACCCAGGCAAUUACAUCAGCGAGAGCAAACUACAGAUGCUUUCCCCGGAUGGUCAGUCAAGAAUGUGGGAUGCGGACGCCAACGGCUACGCGCGCGGCGAGGGUGUCUGCACGCUGGUUUUGAAGAGGCUCGAAGAUGCCCUGGCGGAUGGCGACUACAUUGAGUGCGUUAUUCGGGAAACGGGGUGCAACUCCGACGGCCGCACGAACGGAAUCACCAGGCCUUCCCCUGUUGCGCAAGCUGCGCUUAUCCGGGAGACAUAUGCAAGGGCUGGGUUGGAUCCAUGCUGCGCCAUGGAUCGGCCACAAUAUUUUGAGGCGCAUGGUACUGGAACAGCUGCAGGAGAUCCAAUCGAGGCGGAAGCCAUUCAUUCCGCUUUCUUCGGCGAUUCAAGCGCCGAUGAUGGUCGGCUCUUAGUUGGUAGCAUCAAGACUGUUUGUGGCCAUACUGAAGGCGCUGCUGGUGUGGCUGGCAUACUCAAGGCCUCCCUGGCUUUGCAAAAAGGCGUGAUUCCCCCGAAUCUGCUCUUCAACGCCCUCAACCCUAGUGUCAAGCCUUUUGUGAAUCACCUAGAACUUGCCACAAGCCGUUUUGCUUGGCCGCUCAUCACAGAUGAACAGCCACGACGCGCAAGCGUGAACAGCUUCGGUUUCGGCGGUACCAACGCGCACGCCAUCCUAGAGUCCUUUGAUAACGCACCUGAACGAACAAAGCCCAAUCCCGCAGAUCCAAUUUUCACGCCUUUUGUCUUUUCUGCUGCCUCGCCGAAGUCUCUGCGGAAUUACCUCAAGUCUUUUGCUUCUCACCUCGAGCGCAAUGUGGAGAGUUUACGAAUGCGCGAUCUAGCCUAUACUCUACAUAGCCGCCGGAGUCGCUUUCCCUAUGCUCUUUCUGUGGUUGCCAACGAUGGUCAUGUACUCCGGAAGAAGCUCGAGGAGGUUCUCAAAGAGUCAGAAGCCAAUGGCAAGCCGAUUGGAAUACGCGCUGCCCCAAGCCAUAGUGGCCCCAAACAAGGCUCCGGUGUCGUCGCCAUUUUCACUGGACAGGGUGCACAGUGGGCCACUAUGGGUGCUGAGUUACUGUCAAGCUCGACAGUGGCAUCAGAAAUCCUAGCGAGACUAGAGCAACGCCUGACUCAGCUUCCUAAGCUCGACCGUCCCACGUGGUCGCUCAGGGAAGAGCUGUUACGUGCGGAAAACUCCCGAAUCGGGGAACCAGAACUUUCUCAGCCACUUUGUACAGCCAUUCAGAUUCUCUUGAUCGAUAUUUCUCGCUCGGCUGGCUUGAAUUUUAGUGCUGUCCUGGGACAUUCUUCAGGAGAGGUUGCUACAGCCUAUGCAGCUGGGAUCAUAUCGGCAGAGGAUGCUAUCUGCAUCGCAUACUACCGUGGUCUAUGUACCAGGUUAGCCCAAAACAGUAAUGGGAAGCAGGGAGCAAUGAUGGCUGUUGGAACAUCUGCCGAGGAUGCUUCUGAAGUUCUGGAAGCCGGUCUAUUCAAGGGCAGGGUCACUAUUGCGGCUAUCAAUUCUUCAUCCAGUGUGACGCUGUCGGGAGAUAAGGAUGCCAUCGAGGAAUUGAAAGAUAUCUUCGAGGACGAGGAGAAGUUCGUCCGGAUCCUCAGGGUGGAGAAGGCCUACCAUUCGCAUCACAUGAAACCUGCCGCGGAGAGUUUACGUCAAUCACUUCUGGACCUAGACAUCAACGUGAAACAAGAGUCCAUCUCCAAGUGCGUUUGGGUGUCAAGCGUUACGGGUCAGCGAUUGACAGCCCAGGACGGAGAGAGACUGAAAGCAGAGUACUGGGUAGAAAACCUACUCAGUCCUGUGCUUUUCAUGAAAGCUCUGCAAGAGACAUGCAGCAUCGUUGGCCGACCAGAUGCUGUCAUCGAGAUUGGUCCCCACCCAGCUUUGCGGGGUCCGGCAGAGCAGACUAUACGAGAGGAAAUUGUGGGAGGAGACGACAUUACAUAUGCCGCGCUCUUGAAAAGAUCCUCGCAGGCCCUCAAAUCUGUCGCAGAGGGAUUAGGUCAGCUGUGGACUCACGCACCACGUCUUUCGUUGGACCUUCAAAGCUACGAUCAGUUUAUAUCUGACGGUGCCGCUUCCAAACUCGACAGGACGAUUCCGCUCUAUGCAUGGGACCACGACACCAAUUACUGGCAUGAUUCGCGAGUCACGCGGUCGUACCUAAACAGGAGCUCGGAACAUGAGCUUCUUGGACAUCUUCUUGAAGCCGCAGAAGAUGCGCACCAGUGGCGUCAGUUCCUUAGUCCCAAGGAGAUACCAUGGCUAGACGGGCAUCGUUUGCAAGGCCAGAUAGUCUUUCCGGCUGCCGGGUAUGUUGUGCUUGCUCUUGAGGCUGCUAGAGAAUAUGUCCGGAGUCUCAGCGAGUCAGUAAAGGUCUCACUCCUCGAGAUUCAGAAUAUGGACAUCGGCCAGGCCAUGACUUUUAACAACGAUGAUGCCAAGGUUGAGGCAACCUUUCGUCUGUUCAACAUUAGGCGGCCCAAUGAUCACGUCACGGCAGACUUUCAGUAUUGUGGGACAGCAGUAACUACUGCUUCCAUUCCUGGACUCGUUGAUGCACCACUUCGUACAUUCGCGACGGGCUCUAUUCUCAUCACGUUGGGAGAGGCCUCUCGAACUUUAUUGCCAGCCCGCAGUCCCGCUCCCGAUAACACUCUCCCGGUGAGAACAGAGGAUUUGUACGACUCUCUUCGCCGUAUGGAAUACGGCUACAGCGGUCCAUUCUACGCUCUUCAAAGACUGAACCGCAGGCUUGGUGCAGUCAGAGGAGAAGUAAUGAGCCCCGAUUAUCCAGACUCUACGUUGAUCAUCCACCCAGCCAUGUUGGAUGCAGCAUUCCAAGCGGUACUCCUUGCGCAAGCGGCUCCGUACGAUGGAACGCUGUGGUCACUUCACGUUCCAAAAACAAUUAGGCGUAUUGUGGUUAAUCCUGCUCUGUGCCAGCCAGAUGAGAUCAAAGGCCAGCUGCUGCCCCUCGAUGCAUGCCAACCGAUCAAGACGGGCGAAUUUCAGGGUGACGUUGAUAUCUACCCAGCAUCCAAGGACAACGCACAUGCACUCUGCCAAGUGGAAGGUCUAAACUGUAUUCCCUUUGCCCCUGCAUCCGCCAAGGAUGACAAGGAGAUUCUAGCAGCUGUAGAAUGGGGACCUGCGUUUCCAGAUGCUGUCAUGGCAUCGCGGGACUUGGAGCCCAGUCGAGAGGAGGUAGAACUAGGUCAUCUGCUUGAGAGGCUUUCUCAGUUCUACAUGCAAAAUCUACUCCGUGCCAUCCCCCCAGGAGACGUCCGCCGACAAACAAGCUCCAUCGCCGGCAUUUUCGGAUUUGCUGAGCACAUUGAUUCGCUUAUUAGAUCUGGUGACCGGGACUUUUGGAAGCCGGAAUGGCACGAAGACACGUUCGAGACUAUAGUCGAAGCUAUUGAGCCAUUCAAAGACAAUGUGGAUGUUAGGCUGCUCAAGCGCGUCGGCGAGAACCUGGUCAAGAUUGUUGACGGAGAGGUCACUGCUAUCGAGAUCGCUAUGGAGGAUCACUUGCUGAACGAAGUCUACGUCGCCAGUCUAGGACUAAAGGAAGUGACUCAUAUCCUGGGAAGAGUAGUAUGCCAAAUCGCCCACAGAUACCCGCAUCUAAACGUGCUCGAGGUAGGUGGCGGGACCGCGGGGUGUACCAAAGCUGUCUUCAGCCUUGUCGACAGCUUUGCGUCGUACACAUUCACGGACGUUUCGUCGGCAUUCUUCCCUACAGCACAACAAGUGUUCAAGGACCGGGCCUCGGAAAUGAAGUACCAGGUGCUUGACGUGGGCAGGGAUCCGAUAAGUCAGGGCUUCCAUCCACAGUCCUACGAUGUCAUCAUCGCAUCUAUGGUAUUACAUGUCACCAAAGACCUUUGUCAAACCAUGCAAAAUAUCCGACGCCUAUUGAAGCCUGGUGGUUAUCUCAUCAUCCAGGAGGGCUUCAACAACGAUGUUGGACGAAGUGGCGCUAUCUUUGGAGCAUUUCCUGAUUGGUGGUUGGGAGCUGGCGAAGGACGUAUACUUGGACCACUCGUGUCGAUCGAUGAAUGGGACAAGACGUUGCGUGGUUCAGGAUUCUCUGGAAUCGACACGUGCUCAUCCACGUCACAUCAGUUCUCUCAUCCAACUGUCGUCUUUGUAACACAGGCUUUGGACGAGCGAGUCAGCUACAUUCGAGACCCGUUAUCUGUACCACUACCACAAUCCAUGAACAUUUCUCGGAAUGAGCUUGUGGUUGUUGGCGGUAAAGGUCAGCGGACGAAAGACCUGAUAACUGAGCUGGUACCCACACUUCAGCAGCGUUUCCAGCUUUUUAGCAAGUUUUACUCCUUCGCGGAACUAGCGAAUUCUGCGAUGAAGUUGUCUUCGUCCAGCCUGGUUUUGAGUCUCACAGAGCUUGAUCAGCCGUUAUUGCAGGACCUGGAUAGUGCAGAAUUCGAGGGGAUUAAGGCGGUCUUGCUCAGCCUCGGAUCAGUUUUCUGGGUAACUGAGGGCAGGCGCGCAUCAAACCCUUUCACUGCAAUGACAGUCGGAAUGAUCCGUGGAGUGGUCUGCGAAGCACCUACUCUGACAUCUCAGUUCCUCGACCUUGAGGGCGCCGGUACGUUGAGCGCUCGUGCCAUUGCCACCGCACUGCUCCGCUUCGAAGCACAAUCGGCUGUCACAAGUGGGCAGGAAGGAGGAGAGCAAAUCUUUGGGAACCUUGAGCGUGAACUUGUGCUCGAUUCUCAGGGCCAGAUGUUGAUACCUCGUCUCAAGCCCGGAAAGGACAUGAAUGAUCGUUACAACUCGGGCCGACGCUCAGUCUUUAAGAAUGUGCACCUCGAUUCAAGCGACACUAUUGCGACUAGCCUAAUCUUGCACCAAUCCAACGCGGAUUGUUAUUUCAUGGAAGAGCCGGCCGUCGCAGCGAAAAGUGCACAAUUCACGCCUAUAUGCUCACUAAUCUCUGCUGUACGAUUGGAUAAAGAGUCGAGCUACGCCUAUCUCAGUCUUGCGAAGACUAUAGACAACAGCUUGUCGCACGUUAUCUUGUCGUCUCAGCUUGCGCCUAAAGUGAGAGCUCUACGAAGCGCUGCACUGCCGACAGAUGUCCCAGAAUACAUGCAGUCCACGUUCGCGGUUCUUGUCGCACAUGCUCUAGUUUGCAUGCAAGUUUUGGACGGCAUCCCCACCGGAGACCAUCUUCUGGUUUUCGAGCCGGCGCAAGACUUCGCAGCGACAUUACUAGUGAUAGCCAAGAAUCGAGCUAUCGAUGUUACGUUUAUCCGGACCACGCCAAUCGAAGAUAGCCACAGCGAGGGAUACAUCCAAAUCAACCCGCGAUCUCCUGAUCGUACCAUUGCCGCAAUUCUCCCGUCGCACAAGUCAACAUUCUUGAACUGCGAGAGGCGUACAGACUCAUCCAGUGUGGUCGCUCGGAUCAUGGCACUUCGCGCACGUGCCUAUAGAGUCCAGUCGCUGAAUGAAUAUUUCUCGCCAUCAGCGUCGAGUCAUGACACCUUGGACAAUAUACCCUGCGGUCAGCUGUUGCACGAAGCAGUGCAGUAUGCCUCCCAUUAUCUCACAACAUCCUCAGCGCUUUGCCCCAAUCAUCAAGUCGCUACUCUUCCGGUCACCGAUCUAGCCACGGGUAAAGCCGGCGUUGGUAAUGACGCAAUGCACUCUGUGGUGGACUGGGACACGGUGCACGAGAUUCCUGUCAAGAUCCGCAACAUUGAGGACCACAUUAUCUUUUCGAGUGAGAAGACGUACUGGCUUGCAGGACUCAGUGGAGGAUUAGGAUUGUCGUUGUGUGAAUGGAUGAUCAAACGAGGCGCCAAGCAUAUCGUCAUCACCAGCAGGAACCCUAAAGUCGCCCGUUCCUGGGUGGAGUCAGUGAAGGCACUUGGCGCUAAGGUUGCAGUGCUGUCUUGCGAUCUGACGAGCGAUUCACAGACCAAUCUCAUCUAUGACAAGAUCUGCUCGAGCAUGCCGCCUCUCGGGGGCGUGGCUCAAGGCGCCAUGGUGCUCCAGGAUGUUGGAUUCCGCGACAUGAGCUCUGAUGCUAUGGAAAAGGUCUUGCGCCCCAAGGUCGUCGGUAGCAUCAACCUUGACAGGUUAGUCAAAGGUCUUGAUCUCGACUUCUUUGUCUUUUUCUCCUCGGCCACUGCAAUCAUUGGCAAUGCAGGACAGUCCAACUACUCGGCUGCCAACAUGUUCAUGACGAGUCUCGCAGAGCAGCGAAGGCAGCGCGGAGAGGCAGCCUCAGUCAUACACAUUGGACCUAUCCUGGGCGUUGGCUAUGUUACGCAGCAAGGUGAAGCUGUGCGAGACAUCUUCGCUCGGCAGGGUGAGUACACAUUCAUGUCCGAGGCAGACUUCCACCAACUCUUCGCGGAAGCUGUGGCUGCAGGACGGCCCGGAUCGAAGGUUCCGUUGGAGAUCUGCAUGGGCAUAGCCAAGAUGCACGAGAAACCUGCGAAGGAGCUGGCUUGGUACCUGAACCCGCUUUCGGCACAUAUGACAGGCAAUGCCACAGCCGAGAUUUCGUCCAAGACAUCCAAGUCACGAGCGUCUGUCAAAGCUCUGCUCAAGAAAGCCACCUCGGUGGAAGAAGUAUUCGAGAUACUGAAGGAUGGUUUCCUGCCUGCACUAUGCUCACUCUUCCAGCUGGACCCCAAAUCGGCCGAAGAUCCACAAUUCCUAGACAACCAGAUCGAUGGCUUUGGACUCGACUCCUUGCUUGCCGUCGAGAUACGAACAUGGUGGCUCAAGACCCUACAAGUCAAUAUACCCGUCAUGAAGAUCCUCUCUGGAAUUACAGUACGGGACAUCAUCGGAUUUGGUGUCGAAGGGCUCUCCCCAGAGCUAACGCCGAAUGUUGCAGCCCAAGACGAGACUGCCGGGGGGAAUGGCGAUGCGAAGGGAGUAGACGUAGACGAAUCUCCAUUACGAAACGGGAACGACACCAAUGAGGUCAAGUACGUCACCCAGGCACGGCAGCUUCCUGCGAUCAUCCGAUCAAUGGAACUGUCUUUCAACCAGCAAAUGUUUUGGUUCGGUUUAACAUCAAUGCAGGACAAAACAGCUCUGAACCACACGGCAUGCUAUCGCAUCCUCGGCAACCUACGCAUAGAGAAUCUCGAACGCGCGAUCCUCCAUCUGGGACAAAUUCACGAUACGCUGCGAAUGUGCUUCCGAACUUCACGUGGGCAAACAAGCCUAGGAAUUGUCGAGUCAUGCACUCUCCGUGUUGAGCGCCAAAAGAUUGAGAAUGAAGCGGAAGUCGAUGCCGUCGUCCAGAAGGUACAAACGACGGCUUAUGACUUGGAGUAUGGGGAGACUAUGCGUGUGAUCGUUCUGUCUUUGUCCGAAACAGAGCAUUACCUGGUGUCGGGCUCGCACUCCCUCGUCUUGGACGGUCUUUCCUCAAUCAUCUUCCUUAGACAAAUCGCACAAUCUUAUGAAAAUGACUCGUCUGUGGAUGAAGCCGAAGUUUCUCAGUACUCAGACUGGGUAGGCUCUCAGCUCGAAGCCUACAAGUGCGGUGGUUUUGACAAUAGCCUACGGUUCUGGAAAAAGCACUGGACCACCUCUCCGCCACCAUUACCUAUACUUCGAAUCUCUGACUCCAAAAUCAGACCUUUGCUUAGUGAAUACGACAAUUUUCGCGCUGAUGCGAUCAUAAGCAAGGCCGUCAAAGCCCGCAUUUGGGCAGUCUGUCGGCGGAACAAGACCAGGCCGUUUCACUUUUUUCUGGCAACAUUUCACGCGCUCCUCGCUAGAUUCGCCGACGUUGAAGAGAUUGCGAUUGGAAUCAGCGACUCCAAUCGACCGGAGCAAGGUACCAUGAAUGCUCUAGGGGCGUUUGCAAACAUUGUGCCGAUUCGGGGCAGCAACGACCCAUCAGAACGUUUCAGUACUCUCAUGAAAGACUGUGCAGAGAAGGCUGCUGCCGCUUUGGGGCAUUCUGACGUACCGUUCCAUCUACUUCUAUCAGAGCUCGGCGUUACACGAUCGACCACACACACGCCCAUGAUCCAAGCAUUUUUUGAUUAUCGUCAGGGCAUGCUCAAGACGCAACCUAUGGGCGAUUGCGAACUCGAGCUUCUCUCUUUUCAAGCAUCCAAGGUGCCCUACGACAUUUGUUUGGACAUCAUCGACGAUGCCGGUGAAGGAGAUUGUGUCCUCCAUCUCCUUGUCCGCAACGAUAUGUACACGAAGCAACAAGCUCAAACUUUGAUCAAAUGCCUUGUCAAGCUCACAGAGUCGUUCUCACGUAUUCCAAACACGACGUUAGAAUCAGCAGCCAUGUUCGAUGCGCAAGAGGUAGAACAGGUUCUAGGCUUCAGCAAAGGUCCACUACUGGCGUCGCAAUCAGAAACAGUCCUUGGUUUGGUCAGUCGCUUCAUGGACACUGCGCCAAAUUCCAAGGCACUCAAAAUGGCUGGCGCAGCAGAGACUGUCAUGGACUACGCAGGCAUGAUGCGUCGGGCUAGAGGUAUUGCGCACGCACUAAGGUCUAAUGGCUGUGUGAAGGGAUCUGUUGUCGCCACCCACCAGGAGCGCACCCCGGACUGGGUUUGUUCAGUAUUAGGCAUAUUGUGCGCUGGUGCUAUAUGUCUUCCACUCGAUAUCAAUCUGCCUGUUUCGCGUCUGGCUGCAAUAGUCCAGCAUAGCGAGCCAAGCUUUGUCCUGCGGCAGAAGGAGGAACUCAACGACAUGCUGAAGGAAGCAUGCAAUGCGUCUGGAGCCCGCGUAAUGAUCAUUCCAGAGCUAAGGACCCAAGAAGGUGCUGACUCGGCCGUUGAUGAGAGCUCUUCCGAAUUAGGCGAAGUCUACGCAAAAGAUUCUGCCAUGAUUUUCUACACGAGCGGCUCUACUGGCACGCCCAAAGGGAUUCUUCUUCCACACGAAGGCCUUCGGAAUUGGAUCGAAGCCGCCCUUCACCUUUUCGACAUGGGUAGCGACGAAAUUAUCCUCCAACAAACUUCCUGCAGCUUUGACAUGUGCUUCGUGCAAGUGUUUCUGGCACUUUGUUCUGGAGGACUUCUCUGUCUAGUCCCGUCGGGAUCAUCUGCAAACGCCACUUUCCUCACUGAAACCAUCGCUGCUGAAGGCAUCACGUUCACGGGAGCAACACCAACCGAAUACUCCAAUUGGUACCGCUAUGGAAACCGCGAAGCGCUCUUGCGGAGUACAUCACGCUGGAAGACAGCUAUGACGGGUGGUGAAGCCACUACCCAUGCAACAUUGGAGGUUUUUGCAUCUCUUGCGAAGCCAGGUGGUUAUAGCAACACACCACGCCUUUUCAACGUCUACGGACCCACAGAGACAACCGUGGGCGCGACAGGAACUGAGCUGAGCUAUCUUGGAGACCUCAAAUCCGCAAAGAUCAGCGCAGGCAAGCCUUUGGCUGGAUAUCUUGUCUAUGUCAUGAAUGAGCUAUUGCAGCCUGUGCCCGUCGGCAUCCAAGGUGAGAUCGUAAUCGGUGGCGCAGGUGUCGCCAAAGGCUACCUGAAGAACCAAGAUCUUUCAUCAGAGAGAUUCGUUUCGAACGCCCUGGCAUCAGAGGACUAUUGUGCCAGAGGCUGGACUACCAUGCAUCGUACCGGAGAUGUCGGCAGAUGGUGUGAAGAUGGUACCCUACUCGUGGAGGGACGUAAGUCUGGAGAUACUCAGAUCAAACUCCGCGGGCUGCGAAUCGACCUCGCCGAGAUCGAGAACAGUAUGGUCAAGGAAUCCCUAAACGCAUUGGCUCAAGUUGUCGUGUCCCUCCGCCAAUCCACACCUUCGUCAAACCAACCAAAUGAAGGGUUUCUUGUUGCACAUGCCAAGUUCCAGCCCAAUGCGCUUUCCUCUCAUGGCGAACAACAAGCUUUUCUCAACGAGAUUCUUGCUCGUCUCCCUCUACCACAGUACAUGCGUCCUGCCGCGGCAUUUGCGGUCAACGAUUUUCCCAUGAUGAUAUCGGGAAAGCUUGACCGCAAGGCAGUAGCACAACUGCCGCUGGAGCAGGAAGGCUCCUCUUCCCUGGCGCAUCCGCAAAGCGUCACCAACAACGAACCACUCACCGAGGCCGAAGCACGACUGAAACGUCUCUGGGAAGUAUGUCUUUCCGGGGAGCUUUCCAAACAAUAUCGCAUUGAUUCGAACUCGGAUUUCUUCCACGUGGGCGGAAAUUCUACCCUUCUGCUUAAGUUGCAGUAUGAUAUCGGCAAAGAGUUCGGCGUUUCACUUGCACUGCUGGACUUUUUCAAGCACACCACGCUCCGUGCGAUGGCUAGACAUAUCGACCCUAGCAGUAGUGCUCUGCAGCCUGACUCACGAAUGGGUGUGGAUUGGAAGACACUGACCGAUGUGCCCGACACGAUUCAGAGAUCUCUCGUCUCCGCUAAACCCGUCCAAAGCCUGGUACCACGAGUCGUUGCACUGACUGGGGCAACUGGACUCAUGGGCCAAGCUUACCUGCAAGCAUUACUUAGCGAUGUUGAUGUCCAGAAGGUGCACUGCAUUGCUGUCCGCCUAGGCAGCGGUCGCACCAAGCAACUACUUUCACUCCAUGAUUCCCCGCUCCGCCACGCCAAGGUGGAAAUUCACCCAGGCGAUCUCUCUGAGCCCAACUUGGGCUUGGACGAGACUGCAUUGACGCAUAUCUUCAGCACUGUAAACGUCAUCAUCCAUAAUGGCGCAGACACGUCGCACAUGAAGAGUUUUUCCUCGAUCCGCAAGACGAAUUUCGACUCUACCCGAGAAAUCAUCAGCAUGUGUCUGAGAAGGAACGUUGGGCGUAUGAUACCGUUCCAUUACGUAUCCACAGGAAGUGUCUGGGUGUCUUCAGGCCUGGACGUCGCGGAUGAGGUGUCUGCAGCCGCAUACCCACCGGAUGAGAAGCUUGCAACUGGCUACAGUGCGUCGAAGUGGGCGAGCGAGAUGUUUCUCGAAAGGUUGUUUGAGUACAGCGGCUCUCUGUGGCCGAUUACUGUCCAUCGUCCCGCCAGUGUACAACCAGAUGAUGACGAUGACGAUGUGGUGAACAAGACCACAUCAACGAGUGCAGCAGACCCGCCGGCAAUCCCACAUUUGGACUUGACCGAUACUUUGCUUCAUUACUGUCGGCUCAUGAGCUGCGUACCCGUGUCGCCGGGGCUGCGAGGCUCUCUGAACCAAGUCUCGCUUAGCGCUGUGGUGCAGGACAUGAUGACGGCACUGCGGACAUGGCCAACAGACCAUAGUAAACUGCGAUAUAUACAUGAGAUCGGGGAUGUCAAUAUUCCACUACACCAGCUAAGCACUGUGGUUCCGAAUGCAGUCGAAGUCGAGCCGCUGGAAUGGGCCAGACGCGCGGCGGCAGCGGGCUUGGAUACUUUCCUUGUUGAACUUUUCCAGAGUGUGGUGACUGAGCAGAACCUCGUGUUCCCAACGCUUACGAAGAAGAACCUAAAUGGUGUUUAA
Molecule: messenger RNA, 12162 nt
Organism: Ascochyta rabiei
Lineage: Eukaryota; Fungi; Ascomycota; Dothideomycetes; Pleosporales; Didymellaceae
Exons: 7
Coding region: 1-12162 (4053 amino acids)
Biological process (GO): secondary metabolite biosynthetic process; fatty acid biosynthetic process
Molecular function (GO): fatty acid synthase activity; 3-oxoacyl-[acyl-carrier-protein] synthase activity; phosphopantetheine binding
Source: RefSeq, a predicted model, not a curated record